ACGAGUGAUUGAGGUGUAGGCACCGAGACAGUCAGCUUGCGACAGAAAAACAAACGAGGAUAGGUCGAGCAGUACACAGUCAGCUCAUGUUUUAAAAGAAACAAAAAGAAACAGUAAAACCAAAGGAUAGGUGGAUUUAAACGUUAUUUGUGUCGGUUUUACGCGGGCUCAGUUAUUUAUUGUUUGGUUCUCAUUUUGGCGGAGUGUGUCACCGUUUGCCCAUUCUCACUGGAGUGAGCACUAAGGAGGACUCCAUGAAAGAUGACGGAGGAGGUGAUUGUUGUAGCCAAGUGGGACUACACGGCCCAGCAGGACCAGGAACUUGACAUCCGUAAAAACGAGCGUCUUUUCCUCCUGGACGACUCAAAAACCUGGUGGCGUGUCCGCAACGCCGGCAACCAAACGGGCUAUGUGCCAUCAAACUACGUUGAGCGCAAGAACAGCCUGAAGAAAGGCUCACUGGUGAAGAACAUCAAAGACACACUGGGUUUGGGAAAAACUAAGAGGAAGACCAGUGCCCGUGAUGCAUCCCCAACGCCAAGCUCAGACACAGAGUACCCCUCCAAUGGCAGCGGGGGCGGAGGUGGAGCUGCUGAAAGGAUCUACGACCUCAACAUUCCCGCCGUGGUCAAGUUUACCUACACAGCAGAGAGAGAUGAUGAGCUGACCCUGGGCAAGGGCUCCAGGGUCAUAGUGAUGGAGAAGUGUAGUGACGGCUGGUGGCGGGGCAGUCAGGCAGGCCGUGUGGGCUGGUUUCCCUCCAAUUAUGUCCUGGAGGAGCUUGGUGGGGCUGAUGACAGAGAGGAAGGAUAUUCCUCACAGGGCUACCACGUAGGCUCUCAGGGAACUUUGUUGGCCAAUGGGCAAGCAGGCGGCCUCGGUGCAGUGCUCCACUUGGUUCAAACACUCUACCCCUUCAGCUCUGUGACCGAGGAGGAGCUGAACUUUGAGAAGGGAGAGGUCAUGGAGGUGGUGGAGAAGCCUGAGAACGACCCUGAGUGGUGGAGGUGUAAGAACUCACAUGGCAUGGUGGGCCUGGUGCCUAAAAACUAUGUGGUGGUGCUGGAUGAGCGGCCUGGCCUGCCCUCCCCUUCGUCGAGCUCCCCGCAAAACCGCUUGGUGGCACCGGCACGCUCAGGGAAGUUCGCUGGGAGGGACUGGUACUACGGCAAAAUCACCAGGCACCAGGCCGAGUGUAUACUCAACGAGAGAGGAGAGGAGGGCGACUUCCUUGUACGAGACAGCGAGUCAUCGCCCAGUGAUUUCUCUGUGUCUCUGAAGGCGGCCGGUAAGAAUAAGCACUUUAAAGUGCAGCAGUCAGAGGGAGUGUACUGCAUCGGCCAGCGCAAGUUCAACUCCAUUGAUGAACUAGUGGAGCACUAUAAGAAAGCCCCCAUCUUCACCAGCGAACAUGGAGAGAAGCUGUAUCUGGUCAAAGCUCUGCUGUGAUUCACACAUUCUUACAAAUACACUGGAUCUCACACACAAACACACGCUCUUCGUACACACUAUACACACAUAAUACUAAUGCCACCCCCUAACGGUCUUAACUCAAGCCUUAGCUCUGGACCCUCCUUGCUGUGGCGUCUGUACUAUAUUCAGUUUUUUCUGUCGCCCUCCAGCGUUGAUCAGGUCAAACUCUUUCUAGCUCUACAACCGAGCAGUUAACCCCAAGACGACGAGCACGGUCAGCAAAUACCCAGCUACAUCCUUCAUGUACAGCACAGUGCAUAAUAAGCCUCUGUCUCUUGGAUGUGCUAACACGUGCAGUGACGACAUCUGCUGCAAACAGAAUGCCUGAAGCCUUGUUGGGGGUUGAGCUCUCCUUCUGAUGUCAUACACAAUGUCCAUUUACUACUGCACAUUGUAGGUUACACCAUUGCUCUUAAUCCACAUAGGAAGGCAGACAUUUAACAGUUCAAAGAGGACUCGAGCCUCUGACAGACCUUACCUGUCAAAUUGCUUGCCAUGGGUUUAUUUUGUUCAUUUAUUUAAAAAAAAAAAAAAAAAACUAAAAAAGUGCUUGUUCCUGAGUUAAUUUUAAUUUUUUUUUUUUUUUUUUUAAGAUCAUUUAAAUUCCUCUCUGGAGUUUUGAAUCAUUGCUCUUUCAUACAGUGACUUCACAAAGUGACCAGAAUCACUCUCUUGCCUUUUCUCCUAAUUUUCAUCAUUCCUCUACAUGAUUUUCUCUAUUUCAAACUGUUUCUGUCUCCACAGACCCAGUCAUUAGUAGUGAUGUUAUUGAAAAUCUGGAUACACUACUUCCUGUAAUAUUUCUAAAAGGCAUUCGGGGGAGCAUUAAUGCAAUAGGAAGACCUCUGAUUUCCUGUAGAGUUUGAAUGUGUUUCAAUGUAACCAAAUGUGCCACCCUGUACUCCUACUACUGGCUCCAGGUCUGUACUGCACUCACCAUACUUGGCAUCCAUUCAUAGCUCUAUGCUCAUGCUUUAUAUUGUUUCAAAUUGAACAUGUUUCUAUUUUGUUCUCCAGUAUGUCUGUAGCUACAUGUUUGCAUACUGACCAUAGAAAUGGAAUGAGAGCAGAACGGACUGUUUGCCGUAGUCAUUUAACUAGUUCAAAAGAAAAUCACGCCCAGCACUGUGCAUUGACUAUAGAAAUAGAAUGAGUUAGCCCGCCACAACGGUCACAGUUCUUUUCAACGGUACACAUCAAAUGUCCGCCGCUCUGACCAUCCCGCUAUGUUGAUUUAAACGGGAAUGUUCAUUCUACUCUCAUUGUGAUAAUAAAUAAUAAUAAAAAAUAAAAACACUUUUGCUAACACUUUUGCAUAACUACACUUGAUCUGCUCCAGCGAAUGAUCGCAGUCAUACAAGAGUACCUCUUCUGGUGUUGUGUUUGUCAAAGAUGAGUAUAUCUUGUGAAUCUUGUGAUUACAGAAAAUUGUGAGAAAAGUGUCAUUAUACAAAAAAGAAACUACUCACUUUAGUGAUUGACUAUGACCUCCAUGCCUUUAACUCUACACUCAUCACAUAACACAUUGUCGAGAAAUAAUUUCGGAAAUACCUAGUAAUUCAUGAAAUCAGUCCCAACGAUGACCGUUUGCUAAACCCCGAACACAGAUUGUCCAGUCAUAGCCGACGAGACAUUUAACGCGAAGAGUUUGGAGGGAGAGUGAUUUAUUUCCAAACCUUUCCAAAACCGAAAGCUUGAAUAAAAGUAUAAGGAAUGGAUUAAACGGUGUGUUCAUCUGCUCUAAUGUAAUCAUUAGCAUGCCCGGCUAACCAGCUUACUACCUAGCUACAGAAGUAACCGAGCGUCACUUCCAAGGCCAAGGAGCACUAUACUGAAUUAGCUAGUUAGCUAGCUACAGCUAGCUAAUAAAAUCUGCCAGCGGCAGUUUGUCAUUUAAGGGGCUGUACUCAAUAUUCAGAGCAUUAAUAUAACAGUGAACAAAUAUUUUCUAUGUAUAUUGGAGUAAUGUCCUGGGCAGAGAAUGAAGUCACGCACUCCCCUCUGUGUGUGUUGUAAUCGGAGCUUUGUUUUGAUAGCUGGUCUGGCCACGCAUGCAUGUCGGUAUCUGACGCAGGGGGAGAAAGCGUCGGUAUUUGACGAAUUGGGGAACAGUCUGUUGGAGCCGUGUGGAGGCAAUCCAGACUUCUUUUUUUUUUUCCUGUAUAUCAAGUACAGCUCCUUUUUAAAAUGGCGAAACCGGCCAUCGCUGGCUAGAUAACAUUGAUUGCCUUUGUCUGCCUCUGGCUGAAACAAGGACCCGCUAUUUUCAGAAAUUAGUACUCAGUUUUGAGUAGUCAAACUGUUAUUGAUAUUAUUUUAAAGCUGCAUGUGCUGCUCAAGACUGGACAUUUGGACAAGUAUAGCAACAGUAACUAAGAGGGCGGGGCUUAACAAACAGUUUAUAAUAAAAGUCAUCUUUUACUGUCAACAAACCAAAUAUACUGUCAUCUGGUCUAUAAUGGAAAAAAAAAACAUUCUAGUCCUACCAAACAUUUUCCUUGUCUAUUUCCUUUUUUAUUGUACAUUUGUUUACCAAUGGAAGUGUUGUUGAUCCCGGGGUCCUCAGCUUUUAUAUGAUAUAUCUGAAUGUUAUUGAACAUCGUUAUUUAAUUCUUGUCUUCACUGUAUGUAUAUAAUCAAAAAUAAGAUGAGGUGCAUAUAUGAAUCGCUAAGAUCAAACUAUGGUACUGUAUCACCGACAACGUGAUGAGAAUUGAAAUACUUUUGUUCAAUAAAAUCUUUUGAAGAAUACUAAAUUUA
Messenger RNA from Perca fluviatilis (European perch), 4233 nucleotides. Its product is annotated as cytoplasmic protein NCK2-like. Gene Ontology annotation, molecular function: protein binding. The transcript has 4 exons. The record is from RefSeq and is a predicted model, not a curated record. Gene Ontology annotation, biological process: negative regulation of endoplasmic reticulum stress-induced eIF2 alpha phosphorylation; positive regulation of endoplasmic reticulum stress-induced intrinsic apoptotic signaling pathway; negative regulation of PERK-mediated unfolded protein response. NCBI's taxonomy places the organism in Eukaryota, Metazoa, Chordata, Actinopteri, Perciformes, Percidae. The coding region runs from base 262 to 1449 and encodes 395 amino acids.